This is a messenger RNA of Lachnellula hyalina, 2211 nucleotides long. RefSeq lists its product as uncharacterized. Bases 1 to 2211 code for a protein of 736 amino acids. The record is from RefSeq and is a predicted model, not a curated record. NCBI's taxonomy places the organism in Eukaryota, Fungi, Ascomycota, Leotiomycetes, Helotiales, Lachnaceae. The transcript has a single exon.
AUGUCGACGAGCGCGAACCUGCCGGCAGGAUUUUCCAUUACUUCAAUUAAUGGCAUACGAUGUACAGCAGUCCCAAGAUCUCUCACAACGCUUUCAGGAAGCGCCGCGACAGCUGCCUCUUCCUUAGAAGCAGCAACUUCUUCAACAAGUACGAGUACGAGUACGACCGCGACUGCGACUGCGACUACGCAAACAUCUACCCCAAUAACCUCAACAACCAGUACUCAGACACAAAAUACACCGGAUGUUGUGUCCUCAAGCAUUGCUUCCUCCACCACUGUUAUCGCAGCGGUUGUAUCAAGCGAUCUUAUUCAAGUUACACCUACCACAGCAGCAACGACCGCGCCACCAGCAGUUACGAAUACCACUACUCCCGUAGCACAAGCGAGUGCAGUAGUAAUUCCAGAUACAAGCACGAGUGAGAGUUCGGAUUCAGUCACAAGUGCCGCGAGUACAGCCUCCAAAGGCACGGACCCGACAACAUCUUCUAGUACCCCCAUAGCUGUUGCUCAGAGCGAGGUUCGUUCCUCGGCGACGGCAACAACAGAUCUCAAUAGCAAUAAUGGAUUUCAAUCUCUUGCAAUGUCAAAAUCUGCGGCGACUAUGACUUCUGCAGCCCCCAGCUCGUCAAAGUCUGCAACAGAAGGAGGGAUAGCUACAACUCCCCGACUAUCACCUGGUCCAGUUGUCGGGGGUGUAUUAGGAUCUAUUGGUUUUAUCGCGGGCGUGGCGCUACUGUUUUGGUUCUUGCGGAAAAGAAGGCGGGAUCGAAACAGCUUACUCACACCUCUCACAACUGGAACUCGAAGCGAGUUUAACGAAAACGAUGGUCGCUCUGGUGGGCGAAGAAACUUUGGCGAAACGUGGAGGUCGGAUAUGGGUUCACAAGGGGAUAGGCUCAGGUCAGCGGCAUCUAGGUUAAAGACAGGACUCCUUGGUAUUGGGGUCUCCUUGAAGUCCAAAGUCGUGGGCGAUCGGAGCGACAGGCCAGGUGUAAACCUAAAUAGGGGGAACUCCCAGUUCCUCGAUGGCCCAAUUCCACAACAUAGCCGGAAUAAUUCUGUGCUGUCGAAUGGCGCAGGACCGCACACAGUCAAAGAACGCUUAGAUGAUUGGUGGGAGAGCUUCAGAGAAAAAGUCAAGUUCAGAAAGAACAACGAGCCAGCUGACCCCUUUGCCGCCGCCCGUGGCAUGACAGAGAAACAAGCCAGUCUCAACAAACCUCCCGAUUUCUCCCAGCUCUUAGGAAUGGACGACCGAGAGCUACAAGUGCAAGCAGAGCGACGGCGAACGUCCUUCAAAACGCAAUCAGGCUCCUCCCUACCCCCCUUGGGAAGCCUCGUUCUGAACUUCGGCGACAACCCCUUCGCUGAUCCCAUAACAGCAGCGACCACCACCACCACCAACUCCAACAAACAGAACCAAGCCUGGCGACCACCCAAUCGUCAAUCAGGCCGGCUCCGCACCAACUCCGACCCUUUCGCGGACCCCAUCUCCCAACCCCAACCCUCAAUGCCCAAACCAAACACCUACGUAGCCGACAUCCGACGCUCUCGCGGGCAAUCCGUCGACGCAACGAAAAAAGGACCAUCCAUGUACGGCCGCCCCCCCAGCACCAACCCAGCAACCUCACGCUACCCCUCCACCAUCGCGCCCAGCAGAGACAGCUACCGCGACACCGUCUUCUCCUCCCUCUCGGCUAACGCGCGGAAAGGCAAGGGCCGAUCCGACCCCUUUGAUCUAGAGCGGCCUGAACUCUGGCGCACGAAUGGCAAUGGCAAUGUGAAUGUGUUAAGCAGCAAUCGUGCCUCCUCGCGGCAACGCGGUGCCAGUAUGGGUGCACGGGAGUCAGCGAAUCUCUAUCCCACCCCGCUGCGCACCUAUGACCUGCCUACUCCCAGGGUCGUCAGCACAGCCACGUCUCGAGUCGUGAGCAACGAAACGUACAUGUCAAAAUACAGUAGCGGUAUCGGUUCAGAGUGGGGUGACCCAGGACCUGAUUUGGGCCCUGGGAGCGGGAACAGCAGUCUGAAGGGUAACGUGAGUUCCAGUUCUAGUGGUGGCAGCGCGCAUGGGGUCCAAGGCCAAGGAAUGUCUGGUACGAGUAGAGGGCAGGAGUUGGCGAGUCGGGGGGAUGAGGAUGUGAGUCCGGUUAGCUUUGAGAAGGGAGCUGGGAUUGGGAAUGGGAAUGGAGUGGGCAAGGCAAUGUGA